AACAAGAAUAAAAAGAAACACAGUAGAUUAUUGUGCAUAUCUUGGAAGAACCGAGAGGCCAAGUUUGGAGCAGAUUUGGCGCACUCCAAUACCUCAGCAGCGUUUGGGAUACACGGUGAUCACCGCACGUCGGCGAGGUGGGCUGCAGAUUAGCAGCAGCACCAGUACAAGAACAACAGCUAUGAGGAUUCCCAGGAUGUUGAUGCCUCCUCCAUUUUCUUCCUGUUCAGCGCAGCAAAACUUCCCCAUGUUCGAGAUCGAGAGAGAGAGAAGAACGAAGAGAAUUUCAGUAGAAUUGGCUGCACAACUCGGACUAGUUCCUUCUCCUGACUCUUUCUUUAAGGCAGUGAAAGCCAUGGAGUAGCUCAAACAUCUCCAUCAUGCUCAUGUGCUAUAAUUGUUCUUCUUGUUUGUGUUACAGAGUGGAGUAGACCACACAGCAACCAACCCUCCCCAUCGCUACGACUUUGUGGGCCUGAAUGCUAUAGAAAGGUUGUCUUUUUCUUCAGAAAAGCUUGUGUUCUGCAUCAUCUUGGAGGCUGAACAUUUUGGUGUUUUUGGUCAUCUCUUCACUGUUUAUGAUCGUUUGCAAGUGUUUUGCUGAAUGUGAAAUAGCAGGUAAUCAAAUUAAAAUUGUGGUCAAACUGGAAAGCUCCUUGCAAUGAUUUAAAGUUGAUGCACGCUCCACCAGUUGCUUCACUUUUGUUGCCUAAUGAAUUGUUGGUAGCAAAACCAGUACUGGCUACUGAAACACACAGCUUACCUAGAGAACCCAGAUAAGGGGAUGACACUCUGCAAUCACCAGCAAGAUCUGAUUUAUGUCAGUGUUAGAUUGACAUGAACCAGAAUUGUCUAAAAUUCAGUAAAGCCACUUUAAUUAUAAAGUGACUUUAACUGUAAGGCCACUGUAAAAUUCAAUAGUGUGUGAAUUGUUAGCUUUGAUAUAAAGCAGAUGAUGAUACGAGGGUACUUUAGAUUGUGUAAUUAUGUGAUCAAUGAAGAACAAGUGUGAUAUAUGUGCCAGUGGCAAAGAUAGCAAAGACAGAUUGAUGUAUAUGUACCAUAUUAUGUCAUAUGGUUUUCUUAUCAUGUAAUAAAUAAUAUAUGUACAAACAAGAACAGAUACACAAACUAGUGAUUACACUCUGUUUCUAUUAGCAAAUGUGGUGAUCAUGGUUUGUGUUCUCAUAGUCCAAACUGGUGCAGCAGUCUCUCUCAUCUUCCUCUCCCCUUUUUCCUUUCCAUUUCUUAACCCUAAACAGAGCUUUGUUUUUCUGUUCAUUUCUUUUUUUUUUCUGCAAAGUUUAAUUAUUCUUAUUGGAUCAUACUUUAGCAGUCUGAGAUUUCAAUGAGUAGAGCUUAGUUAGAUCCACAUGAUCCGACAUGUACUGGUCAAUGGAAUUAUCUUAGCCAUUGCCUUGCGGUAGUGAAACCAUGGUUUGAAGCUGCAGCUUAUUCCGAUUCUCCAAGCAACGAAGUUGACUGAGGAAAGAGAGGGCCUGUCAGAAAGCAGCAAAGUCGAGGAAGACAAGACAAGUUUCCUAUCCUCGAAACUCCAUGGCUGCAUGAAGGUCUUUCAGUUUCAACAGGAUAGGAUUGCUUCAUAAUCUUAACUCACAAGUUUCUGAUGAUAUUGCCAAGCUCAUCCAUCAUUUUUCAUGGUGACAGGAACAUUCACCCUCUGUUACUGCUUGCUGUUCCUGGAUCAACAUUCCCUCACUCAUCAGAAGAAUCAUUUCUGGUUCAGUUCAUGUGACCAUGUUACAUACACUCCCAAGAACUGCCCUGCAAAUGGUGUCACCACCCACUGGUACUAGAAAUAAAUACAAAGAAGAAUGGACCAAUAGGAGAUGAGGAAGAUGAAAGGAACACAAUCUGAUUGACCCAGUAUGACAGCAGCGGAAGGACCACACUCCCAUCAGCAUUUUGACUCAACCAAAGAAGAAUGGACCAAUAGGAGAUGAGGAAGAUGAAAGGAACCCAAUCUGAUUAGUCCAGUAUGACGGCAACGGAAGGAUCACACUCCAUCCUAAGCAUUUUGACUCGACUCCUGCUCACUAGUUUCAUAUUUUCUUAAUAGAUUUAGCUUCAUUUCCGAGUGAAGACACAUCAACAGCCAAUCACCAUGAGAAGUUCUUGGAGGACAUGUUAUUUUUCUUCGAAGGAAACAUUGAGAUGUGUUCUUGUUUGAUUCAACAAAUGGAGAUUGCUAAACAUUUUGUGCUAACUUGACUGACAAAUGUCACUCAGAAGCUGUCAGGAAUUGUGCUUUCAGAAAGUUUUGGUGUCAAUUCUUCAUUCGAUUUCCAUGGUUUUUUAUCUUUCAUGUUUGUUCAUUGUUCCACAGGGUUGGGUAAAGCUCACGACAUGGGUUCUUCUUGAACUCUGCACCACAAUCUAUCUAUAAUUCAAAUCGGUCUUUAGAUUUGAUUCCGCCGACAAAGAUUUCAACUCAAUCUAAGACCUUUUUGACUUACCACCUGAACUCAACUCCCACUUCUUUUUCUGGUCACCUUCCCCAUGUUGUCUUCCCCUUCUUCUCUCUAUAUAUGCAUCAAGUUGCAGUCUUGGAGCGAGAUUCUGCACCAUUCCAAGUGUUUCUCGUCACAGGAAUGGAGGCUUCCACUGAUGAUGAUCGACUGGCCUUCGGGAAGAUAGGACAUGGGUGCAAGCAUUACAGGAGGCGGUGCAAGGUUCGAGCUUCCUGCUGCAAUGGGAUCUUCUCCUGCCGCCACCGUCACGAUGAGUCCACGACGGCCAAAUCUGUGUCUCACUCUCGACAUUGUUAGCUGUUGUGUAUUAGUAUGGGGCUUGAUCUUUUUCUAUGGGCAAUUUUGGUGAUUGGAAUCAGAAGGAUCGGCAUGAGAUCUGCCGCUUCGAUGUGGAAAGGGUGAUCUGUUCGAUUUGUGACACCGAGCAAACGGUCGCACAGAUUUGCUCGAAUUGUGGGGUCAACAUGGGCGAAUAUUUCUGUGGAGUGUGCGGAUUUUACGAUGACGAUAUUGAGAAAGCACAGUACCAGUGGAGUGAUUGCGGUAUCUGCAGAGUUGGUGGCGGAGAGAACUUCUUCCAUUGCCAGAAAUGUGGAUCCUGCUACUCUGUACACUUGUUUAACAAGCAUUCAUGUGUGGAGAACUCAAUGAGACACCAUUGCUCCAUCUGUUAUGAGUGAUGAAAUGUGGGCACACAAUGCAUACAGAAUGUCUCCAUGGAAUGUUGAAGCAUGAAAACUAAUCCUGCUCGAUGCUACUAAAUCUACUCGAAGCAUAACAAUGAUCAUUUAUUUGACCUCAUUUUUGGGGUGUCUUGGGAUACGGAUACGGUUGUCCAAUAUGCUCCAAGUCAUUGAUUGACAUGACAAAAGUCUGGAGGAAGUUGGAUGAGGAGAUAGAAGAAAUAGAAAUGCCUGAGGAUUAUAGAUCAAGAAAGGUGUGGAUCCUCUGCAACCACUGCAAUGACAUUACUGAAGUCUUCUUCCACAUUAUUGGCCACAAAUGCUGUCACUGCCAAUCCUACAACACUUGCAUGAUUGCUCCCCCUGUAAUCCAUCAAUGACUGGGCUCUGCUCUGAAACAGAUAGGAUUGAUGAGCAACUCAAAUGCCUCUGGUGGUGUCUCCUUUCUGAUUCCAAGCUUAAUUGAUGUAUACAUACAAAAUGUUUUGGAUCUCCUGGACUAGAUUUGGUUGUAACCAUUUAGUGUACUUAGUACAUUUGGAUUACAUAUUAUGGUGCAUCAAUGUUAAUUUGCACAAACGAUUGUCAUGCA
Musa acuminata AAA Group (dessert banana) is the source of this 3767-nucleotide messenger RNA. Its product is annotated as E3 ubiquitin-protein ligase MIEL1-like. Gene Ontology annotation, molecular function: zinc ion binding. The coding region runs from base 2825 to 3172 and encodes 115 amino acids. The record is from RefSeq and is a predicted model, not a curated record. The transcript is spliced from 11 exons. NCBI's taxonomy places the organism in Eukaryota, Viridiplantae, Streptophyta, Magnoliopsida, Zingiberales, Musaceae.